CAUGCGGGGCGCGCCCGGCUCCGCUCUGCGGGCGGCGCUGCCGCUGCUGGGAGCCGCCGUGUCCCUCUGCACAGGCCUGCAGUGCGUGUGCCAGCUGUGCGAGCACACCAACUUCACCUGCCAGACGGAGGGCGCCUGCUGGGCCUCGGUGAUGCUGACCAACGGGCGGGAGGAGGUGGUCAAGUCCUGCGUGUCCCUGCCCGAGCUGCACGCCCAGGUCUUCUGCCACAGCUCCAAGAACGUCACCAGGACCGAGUGCUGCUACACCGACUUCUGCAACAACAUCACACUGCACCUGCCCCUCGCAGCGGCGGCGGGGCCGGCGGGCGGCGCGGGGCGGCUGCGGGCGGCGCUGGCGGCGGCGGUGGCGGUGCCGCUCGGGGCGCUGGCCCUGCUGGCCGCGCUGCUCGCCCGCUCCGCCCGCGGCUGCCGCCGCCGCCCGCGCCGCCCGCCCAGCGUGGAGGAGCCGCCGUGCGAGGGCAGCCUGGCGGGCGCCGGGAAGACGCUGAAGGAUCUCAUCUCCGACAUGACCACCUCCGGCUCGGGCUCCGGGCUGCCCCUGCUGGUGCAGAGAACCAUCGCCAGGACCAUUGUGCUGCAGGAGAUCGUGGGCAAGGGCCGCUUUGGAGAAGUGUGGCACGGGAAGUGGUGCGGGGAGGACGUGGCUGUGAAAAUCUUCUCCUCCAGAGACGAGCGGUCGUGGUUCCGGGAGGCAGAGAUUUACCAGACAGUGAUGCUGAGGCACGAGAACAUCCUGGGCUUCAUCGCUGCCGACAACAAGGAUAAUGGGACGUGGACUCAGCUGUGGCUUGUCUCCGAGUACCACGAGCAGGGCUCGCUGUUCGACUACCUGAACAGGGGCACGGUGACCGUGGAGGGCAUGGUCAGGCUGGCACUGUCCGUGGCCAGCGGCCUGGCACACCUCCACAUGGAGAUCGUUGGCACGCAAGGGAAGCCAGCGAUCGCUCACCGGGAUCUGAAAUCCAAGAACAUCCUGGUGAAGAGGAACGAGACCUGCGCCAUCGCCGACCUGGGCCUGGCGGUGAAGCACGACUCGGUGCUGAACACCAUCGACAUCCCCCAGAACCCCCGCGUGGGCACCAGGAGGUACAUGGCCCCCGAGAUCCUGGACGAUGCGAUGAACACGAACAUCUUUGAGUCCUUCAAGCGUGCAGACAUCUACUCCCUGGGGCUGGUGUACUGGGAGAUAGCCCGGAGGUGCUCCGUUGGAGGGAUCACCGAGGAAUACCAGUUACCUUACUAUGACCUUGUGCCUUCUGAUCCUUCGAUAGAAGAUAUGAGAAGGGUUGUCUGUGAACAGAAGCUCAGACCAAGUAUUCCAAACCAGUGGCAAAGCUGUGAGGCGCUGCGGGUGCUGGGCCGGCUGAUGCGGGAGUGCUGGCGUGCCAGCGGCGCCGCGCGUCUCACGGCGCUGCGCGUCAAGAAAACCAUCUCGCAGCUCUGCGUGCCCGAGGACUGCAAAGCCUGACAGCUCCCGCGGGACGCUCCGCUCUCGUCUCUCACGUGUGACAGUGUUUUUGUUUCUGCCUACCUCAGAUGGCGCGGCUCAGCGCUGCGGUGCCCGAGGCAGAGCACCGAGCUCCGGCGCUGCGCCCGGCCGGGGCACCGGGCAGCUCGGGACUCGGAGCUCGGGUUUGGUACAGCGAGUCCGUGACUCGCUUUGGCUUUUUUUCGGUAAAUCAGACACGGGUGAAUCGCAGGAAGGAGCUUAAAGCAUCAUGACAGUGUAAAAAUACCUUUUGCUGUUGUGCUUUUCAUCCUUAUCAGACCCCAAACGUCCUGGAAGUGUCUGGUGUUGGUUAAAGCCUGUUUGUGAGACAACCUCACAUUCUGUCCUCAAACCAAGUAAAAGACCAAAUUAACCCAGCUUUUUACCCGUUUUGUUUUUUGUUUUUUUUUUUUUUUUUUUUUAAAUUUUAUUUCAGGGAUCAGAAAAGUGGUUGUCAGUAAAUGCAUUUUGAAUUACUGUAUUUAUAAUUAGCCAAGCAAUUAGAAAAGAGGGAAAUUCCACUAAGUGUGUACACUGUGAGCAAAACCAUUGAAUCAGUUCCCUAUUAACAUUUAUUUUUAUUGUCUCAAUUUCACAUACAAUGUUAUGGGUAAAAAUUGAGUUGUUUCACUCUGUUUUGUUCAUUGAACAGAUCAAUGAAGGCCCUGCAGCCUGCUUCCCUCCGCUGCAGCCCAGCCCUGCAGCCUGCUUCCCUCCGCUGCAGCCCAGCCCUGCAGCCUGCUUCCCCCAGCUGCUGCCAGCCCUGCAGCCUGCUUCCCCCCGCUGCAGCCCAGCCCUGCAGCCUGCUUCCCUCUGCUGCAGCCCAGCCCUGCAGCCUGCUUCCCCCAGCUGCUGCCAGCGCUGCUGCAGGGCGCCUUCUCUCACCUGACCAAGGCUGUCUUAGGGAUCCACGGCAGGCUGGACGGGGCUUGGAGCAGCCUGGUCCGGUGGAAGGUGUCCCUGGCCCGAGGCAGGGAGGUAAAAUGAGGCAAGCUUUAAGGUCUCUGCUGGCCCAAACCAUUCUGGGUUUCCGUGAUUCAAUUUGUGCGUGCUUCAACUGCCUGAACUCCCCGUGGAGCUCAGAGAUGUGACUUUUUAGGCUGUUUGAGGGGAAAUCUUGGCAGCUGCAUGAUCCAAAGCCUGGUGCUGACUUGACUAUUAAAGACUUUGCAAAGCUAAGAUCCAGCAUACUUAUCUUAAAAAAUCAGAAUCGAAGCUUUAUUUUUUUUUUUAAGUGGGAAAAGAGUUUCAGUUUUCAGUUUCCCCCCUGGAGUCUCUGAAAAUCGUUGACCAGCCUGGUAAUUUGAACAAGACCCUUUUGGGGCCUGGCUGGGAAGUGUGGGUGGAGGAUGCUCAGGCUCAGCUACUCCUCACACAGGUCACAGCUCCAGCCCCAGAAGUGCUUUAACCUUUUCCCUGGACAUAGCUCUUGGCACCAGACAUUAUGGUCUGUUUGCCCUGGCUUUUCACCCAACUCAGUAUUUUUGCUCUGGUUUUCUUUUCCCUUUUGUUGUUGAGAGGUGAAUGUGCAUUUUGAUGAAUUGGAGUUGAGUGUAACUGAGCCAAGGGGCUGAUGUUGUAUUGAGCUCUGCAACAUUUGUAAACUCUACAGUCCUUUAGAAAUACUCCAAAGAACCCUUGUUUUAGUGGCCUUUCCUCUCCAUGUGGGUUUGUCUUGGUCUAAUUUAAGCACAGAGGUUAUGCCAAGACCCUUCUGUGCAGUUUGGGGAGGCUUAGGUUUCCUCAGAGGUCACAAUGUUCCUGAUAAUCUUCACUUAAAGCAAAAGUUCUUCAGCUCAUGAAAAUUUUUAAGGUCAAGGAUGCUCAAAACCUCUUACCACAUUCAGCUUCUCCUAAUUGAUGCUUCUAACUAGGGGGAAUAACCAAUAUUUUAUAAUUUCCUUCUAAUAACAAUCUAAAGUUUAAUGUAGGGAUUACGCACUGAAAGGAAAAGUUAAUUAAUGUUUCCUGUAACACCUAAUUUUUUUUUGUGUAACUUGAAUUGCCGUCCCCACACACUCCUUUAGAAACUCAGGCUGUAAUCUCCUCUGCACUUCCCUACUUUUAUAAUUUGCACUUAAUCGAGCUCAUUCCCUCACAUGACACUUUUAUAAAGAGUCCUACAAUAUUUUAGCAAUUGCUGUGUCACUUUGCUUGGUACUAGAUUCAGGAAUUACGAAUUAAUGAGUUUAGAAGUAUGCCCAGUCCCUACAACAGCUCUGGGCUUUGAGCAGGGCAAGUCCUUCUCAGUGCCCAGAGCUCCUGUGCCAGGGUGGGCUCAGGCUGCCCCUGGCCCGUGGGAAGGGGGAGUCUGGGCUUUGCCUGGGGGCAGAAUGACAGGGCAGGGACAGGGUGGCACUGGGGUGCUGCUGGGGGCUGCAGGUGGGCACAGCCUGGCCACCUCCUUCAGGUGCACGGGGGGCAGGCACAGCCUUUGAGUGUGGCUCAAACCCCCCUGCCAUGGGUCAGGGGGUCUGCUAUGGGGUCUGUGAGGGUCUCCUGGGGUGUCCUGGGGUGUCCUUGGGGAGCCCUGGGCCAGCACCCGGGUGCCCCCAGCAGCACUGCAUGUCUGUCCCCUCCUCUGUCCUUGUCUGUGUGUCUGUGAUUGCAGGGACCACCCCCACAGGCUGUGGGACCCCAACCCCCCAAAGCUUUUAGGGAAAGAUGUCCAUGUUCUGCUCUAAUGGGCAGAGCAAUAUUUAUGAAUGUACAGGGAAUAAGCAUUGAGGUACGAUAUAUUUCUACAGAAUAUAAGAAAUGUGCAAUAAAUUGUAACUCACACUGAAUGUAUUUUUGGCAUAAAUGGACCAGAUGCGUUCUGAAUGUAGCUAUGACAUUGUGUCUAAGCCUGCUGUGAUUCUCAGUCCCCAAGAAAAACGUGUCGUGUUUUGUCAAUCUACAAACCACUUCCUCAGUUGUCUGUUUUUAAAAGAAGCGUGAGUAUUUUAUCUGGAACACUGCAAUAUUUCUGAACUAAGUAUAGCAGGGCAAUGCUAACUUCAACCCUCGUGUUGUGAAAUAUCUGAUCUGUGUACACUGCAGAGUUAUUUUUAAAACGAUUGCUAAAGUUAUUGCUUGAUAUUGCAGCUGCCUGGAUGUAAAUACUGGCUUAGCUGUUGUAUUUUGUAUGCGGAUUUGGGGAAGACGUGGCAAUUUUAAUAAAUUCAGCAUACUCUGCCCUUGUG
Molecule: messenger RNA, 4695 nt
Organism: Serinus canaria (Common canary)
Lineage: Eukaryota; Metazoa; Chordata; Aves; Passeriformes; Fringillidae
Gene: ACVR1C
Product: activin A receptor type 1C
Exons: 9
Coding region: 2-1489 (495 amino acids)
Biological process (GO): activin receptor signaling pathway; nervous system development; cellular response to growth factor stimulus
Cellular component (GO): activin receptor complex; plasma membrane
Molecular function (GO): activin receptor activity, type I; ATP binding
Source: RefSeq, a predicted model, not a curated record